AGGAACAGAUGCAGCUGCAGUUCAGAGAGGGGGUGAGGCAGGGAGGCAGGAAGAGUUUGAACAUACUGCAGAGGGAGUGCAGCUAUGGGGAACACGCAGGAGAAACCUUCAGGCAGUGGAGGAGCGAGGCUGGAUCAAGCCACAGCGGGGAACGGCACCAGAAGCUGGGGUGGAGGCAGCACGGACAAGUCCCACACUCAGGGAUUUCCAAAGAAGGGGAUGGCCAAUGGCACGCAGAGGGAAAACAGCCCUGCUGGUGGACAACGGGAGCAGAGCAGCCCUGCAGUGGACACAAGUUACCUGGACGCUCCUGCUGGGGCCCUUCCUCCUCACCUGGCUCGCCUCAAGAACGAGGGAAACCAUCUCUUCAAACACGGACAGUUUGGAGAUGCUUUGGAAAAAUACACUCAGGCUAUUGAUGGUUGUGUGGCAGCAGGCACUGAUAGUCCAGAAGACCUGUGUAUUCUCUACUCCAACAGAGCCGCCUGUUACCUGAAGGAUGGAAACAGCUCAGACUGCAUAGACGACUGCACCAAGGCUUUGGAGCUGCAGCCGUACUCAUUGAAGCCCUUGUUACGUCGAGCUAUGGCCUACGAGUCACUGGAGCGCUACAAAAAAGCCUACGUGGAUUAUAAGACGGUGCUGCAGAUGGACACAGGAGUGCAGGCGGCUCACGACAGUGUCCACAGAAUCACUAAGAUGCUGAUCGAGCAGGACGGGCCUGAGUGGAGAGAAAAGCUUCCAGAGAUUCCAGCCGUCCCACUCUCUGUCCAGCACCUACACAGACAGAAACCAAUCAGCAUUGAGCUGGCCCAGGCCCGAGCCGCCAGGGCUGCACAAGACGAGGUGAGGAGAAAAGAGGCUCAGUUCAGUGUACUGAAACAGAAAGGCAAUGAUCUGGUGAAGAAAGGUCACUUCCAGGAGGCAUUGGAGAAGUACAGUGAAUGUCUCACCAUGAGAUCUGAUGAAUGUGCUGUUUAUACCAACAGAGCCAUUUGCUUUCUGAGGCUGAAUCGCUUUGACGAGGCCAAACAGGACUGUGACUCUGCUCUGCAGCUGGAGCCGAGCAACAAGAAAGCCUUCUACAGACGAGCUCUGGCCCAUAAAGGUUUACAGGACUAUCUGUCAGCCAGCACUGACCUGCAGGAAGUCCUCCAGCUGGACCCAAACGUUCGGGAGGCCGAGCAGGAGCUUGAGGUGGUGACUGGUUUGCUGAGACAGAGCCUGAUGAAGAGCACUGCGCACACACCGAGGGUUUGAUGUCUCCCUGUGGAUCAAUAAACAGGUGUGGACUUGUAUUAUACUCUUAGCAGCUGUGGAGGGGGAAAAAAAAACCCACACUCUUUUUUAAAGCCAUCAACUUGAUUAAGUAAGACCUGUGAAAACAGAAAUGACUGGUGGUAAUUUCUACGACAGGCUCCUCGGAUGACUACGGUGUGAGGGCUGCACCAUCUGCAACGUGUGCAAACUGCACCAUAACUCCUGAGUGCACAACUCUACAAAACAGGCAGCCUUGUUUUAAAAAUAAAAAAUAAAAUGUCAAAGUGCUUGACCUGCUUGCAAUAUAAAAGGCAUUCACGUGAUGGUGUAAUGCGUUGUAUAUACAGAUUCAUGCACCAAGCUGCCGCACACGGUUCUCUGUUGAGGUAAGAUGGAAAAAAAGCCGAGUGAGGGAUCUAAUGUGUGCCUUAUUGAAGUUGCUAUUGGGCAGGAUGAAAUAUGCCAAGAUUGAGUUUUACUUCGAUUUUUCUUUUUUUGUGUUUGUUUGGUUUCAAAAUGAUUCAGUGAGCCGACGAUGGAAGGGCUGAAAAAAACCCCGGAUCCAACUCAAGUGUAGCAGUAUGUGAAGAUGACAAAUGCGUUCAGUAUAGGUCAUUUAUCAUCUCGGUACGUUUCUGUGUAUCGAGGCUUCCAGCUCUGUCACUGUUUACACCUAUUUAUAUUAUCAUAGCUUCUGCUAAUUUAAAGCUUUAACAGACUUUUAACCCUUUAUCGGGCAAGUGACUUUAAAUGAUAACUUCUGCAGAUAUCCAAAAUGGCAUCGCUACACGGCGCAGUGAGGUUGGAAAAUCACAUGACCUUUCUCAGCCAAUCAGCGAAGGUUAGGCUAUGUCACAGAUUGAUUUUUUUUUUCAAUAUUUUUAAAGCAAAAAAGUCUUGUUGUGCCCUGCAAUGACACUAUAGGAAAAAGAUAAUUUAAUUUUGAAUUAACAAGCAUUUGAAAGGCUGUCUGAUAAAGGGUUUAAUAAAAGUCUGUUACAGUCACACAGUGCUGAUUAGACCUUCGCUCCACAUAACUCCCUCUGUGUUUCUCGGUAUAGCAGUGAGUGUAUAGAUCCAUUGCCCGGUGACAGAAUAAUAAAAAAAAUCAACAGAAGUUACGCAUUGCAGCUUUAAGAUGACAGCUCACAGUAUAAUGGUCAUGCUUUUGGGGAAGAAAAAACAACGCAGACCUCCACAGCUAAGCCAUAACAACACUGACGGUAAUAUAGAUAUUUUUUAAGACCGAGUGAGCUCAGUGUUGAGGUCGUAGCUAAUCAUACGGUUGCUGCUUCCCCCGGUUUUAGAUAAAUAUCCAGUCACUUACUGUAAUGCAGGGUUAUUACCGUUAUUACAGGUUACAUAUUCAUGUACUGUACUGUGUUGGUCUCAGGGUCAGUCUUGAGUGUACACGGGGAACUUAAGUCUCCUGCUGCAUCCAAUAUUAAUGUUUGUGUCUUCAGCUGCAACAAAGAAAAAAAGAAAAAAGAA
This is a messenger RNA of Solea senegalensis (Senegalese sole), 2751 nucleotides long. RefSeq names its product sperm associated antigen 1a (gene spag1a). Gene Ontology annotation, biological process: axonemal dynein complex assembly. NCBI's taxonomy places the organism in Eukaryota, Metazoa, Chordata, Actinopteri, Pleuronectiformes, Soleidae. The record is from RefSeq and is a predicted model, not a curated record. The coding region runs from base 85 to 1260 and encodes 391 amino acids. Gene Ontology annotation, cellular component: cytosol. The transcript is spliced from 8 exons. Gene Ontology annotation, molecular function: protein binding.